Molecule: messenger RNA, 2136 nt
Organism: Elaeis guineensis (African oil palm)
Lineage: Eukaryota; Viridiplantae; Streptophyta; Magnoliopsida; Arecales; Arecaceae
Product: amino acid transporter AVT6A
Biological process (GO): amino acid transmembrane transport
Cellular component (GO): membrane
Molecular function (GO): L-amino acid transmembrane transporter activity
Source: RefSeq, a predicted model, not a curated record
GAGCUAUAUAAGCAGGUGAGUGGAGGCCACGCUAUAGAGUCCAGGGUUUGGGAUCCGAUAUCCGAUCCCCUUCCCGACUUGUCUUGGAUCGCCGUCAGAGUAGAAGAGAGGUGGAGGAGCGAAUUCUCCACCCUCUCACGACUUCAACGAGCUAAAAAUCCCCCAAAACGCGGCGAUUUCGCCUUCCGGAUAGAGACGAACAUUGCUCUACCCGGAGGUGUAAGAAAAAAACUCUGCUCUUUAUCGAUAGCGACUGAAAACUAAAGAAAUUGAGGAGUUUCGGCUUUUGUUCUCCGCGUAGGGGUCCAUUUGGAGAUAAGAGAGCAAGAGAGACUUCAACCAUGCGGAAAACUUUUGUCUGAGGACUUUGAAGACGGGAGAUUCUGAGAACCAAAGUUGGAAACUUCGAGUUAAUCGCAUCCUGUAAUCCGAGCCCAUAAAAACAAAAUCUUCGUUUGCAAGAGUUUGAACAUGGCAAUUGGAAGCCUUCCACCGAUCGAGAGGAAGGAAGGUGGGAAGAAUGAGGAGAUUCGAGAUGAGACUACUCCGCUGCUACCAAUCAUCCAGGAGAAUGGGGAAUUUAGUGAAUUCAAUGGAGCUUCCUUUCCAGGGGCUGUUUUUAAUCUAUCGACAACCAUUGUUGGAGCUGGCAUCAUGGCUCUGCCUGCCACCAUGAAAGUCUUGGGGCUGGUCCCUGGGAUUUUGAUGAUCAUUUUUGUUGCUUUCCUCACCGAGUCUUCGGUCGAGAUGCUGAUAAGGUUUAGCCGGGCAGGGAAGGCAACUUCAUAUGGAGGAGUCAUGGGAGAUGCAUUCGGGAGGUGUGGACGAAUGCUGUUGCAGAUUAGUGUGACUGUGAAUAAUAUGGGCAUGAUGAUUGUGUACAUGAUUAUUAUUGGUGAUGUGCUAUCUGGAACAUCUUCUAGCAGCAUUCACCACUCUGGGAUUCUGGAAGGAUGGUUUGGAGAACAUUGGUGGAAUUCCCGUGCUUUUGUUCUUCUAGCAACAACCCUCAUCGUGUUCGUUCCAUUGACAAGCUUUAAGCGUGUAGAUUCAUUGAGAUACACUUCAGCCUUAUCAGUUGCUCUAGCGGUUGUUUUUGUUGUUAUAACUGCUGGAAUUGCCAUCAUCAAGUUACUGAAUGGAAGCAUUCUGAUGCCCAGACUGUUUCCCAAAAUAUCAGAUUUAGCAUCUGUCUGGAAUCUUUUCACUGCUGUCCCCGUUGUUGUCACUGCAUAUAUCUGCCAUUUCAAUGUUCACAGCAUUGAUAAUGAGCUUGAAGACUCUUCGCAGAUUCGACCAAUCGUGCAGACUUCACUAGCCCUCUGCUCUAUUGUCUACAUAGCUACAAGCUUCUUUGCUUUCCUUCUCUUUGGUGACUCCACACUUGAUGACGUGCUUGCCAACUUCGACUCCUAUCUCGGUAUCUCAUACAGCUCCAUUCUUAAUGACAUUGUCCGAGUGAGCUAUGCUGGACACAUCAUGCUCGUCUUCCCUAUGAUCUUCUUCGCACUCCGACUCAACCUUGAUGGCCUAAUCUUUCCCUUAGCGAGUCCUUUGUCUUCAGAUAACCGGAGAUUUGCAUUCAUUACAGUGACGCUCCUCUCUCUGAGCUACUUGGCUGCAAUUUUUGUUCCCAGUAUUUGGGAUGCCUUCCAGUUUACUGGUGCAACUGCUGCUGUCUGCAUUGGAUUCAUUUUUCCUGCAGCCAUUACCCUCAGAGAUCCUCAUGGCAUAGCAACGAACCGUGAUAGGAUCCUAUCUGCUUUUAUGAUUGUGCUUGCGGUGUUCUCAAGUGCGGUGGCUAUAUACAGUGAUGCCCACUCUCUCUUCCAGAAGAGCAAGGAGGCUUAGAUAGGCUUUGGGCCACAACAGGACAGCAGUGACUGGAGACUAGUGCGGAUAGAGUAGUAUUCCCAGUUGGAGUUGUGGGUGGCAUGCAAUAGUGGAGUCUGUUUGGUGAUAAAAGAUGUAACUCAAGUGUAUAAGUUGGGUUGAAUGUAUUGCAAUUCGUGCAUAUAUGUCCAAAGAUAUAUGUAUUGUUGAAGUGUAUCAUCUUAUGGUGGAAGUCGGGCAUUGUCCUGGAGGUCAAAAAAUAAGAAAUGAUAAACUUUGAACUGGUUUCAUGUCUUCCACUUU